AUGUCUACAGAUUUGUUUAAUGACUUUCAAAAUUCGCUAUUAAUUCCGGAAGAACAUAUAAAAAUUGAAGAAUUACUUCCUGAAUUAUUAAUCAAUAAAAAAGUAUUAGAUGACACAGUUUUAACGCAACAUGAUCCUCUCGAAAUCGAAAAUGGAAACAUUGAACAACUUUUACAAACAGAAUUGAUAAUUAAAACUGAAGAUAUUGAGGAGACAUUCGAAGAAAAUUCUACUAGUGAAAUCGAGCAAAACUCAUUUUCGUGUAAUCUCUGUGGUAAAACAUAUUUCAAGCGUAGCAGUUUACAAACGCAUAUCGGAACUCAUACAAAAUCAUUUUCAUGUGAAAUUUGUCAUAAAAAAUUUGGACGAUUAUACGUUUUAGACAGACAUAAACUCAUUCAUACCGGGGUUAAACCAUUUUCAUGUGACAUUUGUGACAAGAAAUUUAUACAGAAAAAUCACUUCUUUAAACAUAAACAAACUCAUAUUAGUGACAAAGUUUUUACGUGUGAAAUUUGUAAUAAAAAAUUUACUCAAGCCAAUACUUUAUCGAAACAUAAACAAAUUCACAAAAAAGAAAUAGAAAAAUGGAUUUUAAGUGAUAUUUUUCAAGGCGAAAUAUCUGAUAUUUCUCAGAUUCAUACUGGAGGAAGACGUUUUUCCUGUGAUGUAUGUGGUAAAAAAUUUACGAGAAAAUUCGUUUUACUUAGGCAUCAAUUAACUCAUACCGGUGAAAAACCAUUUUCGUGCGAUAUUUGUGAUAAGAAAUUUAUACAGAAAAAUCAUUUUAUUAAACAUAAACAAACUCAUACUAGUGAAAAACUUUUUUCGUAUGAAAGUGAUAACAAAUUUACGCAACAUAGUACUUUAUCGAAACAUAAACAGAUACAUACAGAAGAAAAAGAAAAAUGGUUUUCAAGUGAUAUUUCUCAGAUUCAUACGGGAGGAAGACGAUUUUCCUGUGAUAUGUGUGAAAAGUCAUUUAAUCAAACAUACACGAAAUCAUUAUGGAGAAAAACCUUAUUCUUGUGA
This is a messenger RNA of Chrysoperla carnea, 1032 nucleotides long. Its product is annotated as zinc finger protein 184-like. The transcript has 2 exons. Gene Ontology annotation, biological process: regulation of DNA-templated transcription. Lineage: Eukaryota; Metazoa; Arthropoda; Insecta; Neuroptera; Chrysopidae. The record is from RefSeq and is a predicted model, not a curated record. Gene Ontology annotation, molecular function: DNA-binding transcription factor activity, RNA polymerase II-specific; RNA polymerase II cis-regulatory region sequence-specific DNA binding. The coding region runs from base 1 to 1032 and encodes 343 amino acids.